CUGCUGUAGACACUGGUACGCCGGACAGGAGACCGUACAGCUGAAGAUUGUCAUUACAAUAUAAUAGUGCAAAAUAUAGAAGAUGUUAGGAUGCUGCUUGGUGGUUUUAAAACCUAGCUUUUAAUAGACAUUCCCAAAACAUUUACACUUCCUUUCCGGACGCAAAACAACGCAGGCGCAAUGACAUCAUACCUCUAAAAGGUUAAAAUGGAGGAUAACAUCGGCUGAGGCAGCAAUUCUUUCCUUUCACGAUUUGUUGGACUUUGGCUCAUGAUGACUUCUUUUCAAAAGACAUUUCGCAAAAGUGGAAGUCAUCAUGCAGAAUUUCAUUCUCUGCAAGGAGUCGAGGUCAAAAUUGGAGAGAGGUUCAGACCGCCGAAAAAGGUAACAUUACCUGUUGGAUGGCAGCAAAGAGAUCCCUCGGUUGUCCUAAGUGUAAUGUAUGACUUCAGUCUUGAGAAAGAUGUCAUUUCUAAAGCAGAUGCCUUAAAGGCUUCUACAAAAACAGAGGUGCAAUCCUCACCUGAACCUCAUGUGGAAAGUUCUUCAUCAGACACUCCUUCUGGUCAAAAUUUAGUGUUUUCAAAUGUUGGAAGUGAGAUUCUUCAACCUGUAGUUGCUCCUGGAUUAGGACAUAAAAAAAGUGAUAGCUUUGGGGGAAAAGGAAAAAAUGCAUUUGACUUGGCAGAUUUUGAGGGUGACACAUCAACACCAUUCGAACUUGUGGAAUUGCAAACAAUAAAUGAUAUGGAUGAACUAAAAAAUGUUCUUCAACCUAACAUUAUAAGGCCAGCUACCACAGUGGAAAAUCCAUCCAACUCUCAUGCUGAUACAAAACUUAAGGCCUCUACAAGUGCUUCAGCUACUUCUAUCAGUGUGUCUCCUCCUCAGAGCUCACUUAUUGAUAUUACCGGAACAAAUUCAUGUAAUAAACCUUCAUCUGUCACUAAACCUUCAGACAUAACAACCUCAACCAAUGCCAACACAAGGGGUGCAUUGCUAGUUGACUUUGGAGAUUCAAGGACGUCUUCAAGUACUCCUCAAGUUCCAGCUGUAAAUAGUGACUCAGUCACAACUACUUCUUUGUCUAGCACAAGACUUUUUCCUGAGAACAGGCCCAUCUCCAGGGGUGGUGUGUUACCCCCAAUUGGGCAAAGUGUUUCCUUGACAGGUUCUCAACAACUGCAAGGACAAACCCAUUCACAAAUUUUAACACAUGCUGGUGAGAGUAGAGAUUCAUUUCAGGGUGGGAUUUAUAAUUUUCCAAAAACUCCUCCAUUGCAAGGGCAACAGCCAAACUCAAUACCUCGAGAUGCUAGAACACAACUCAGACAGAGCAGCCCUCCCUCAACUGUUUUUAGUCCAAGAGAACCAGAGUCCAUUGAACCUCAAAGUCCAGGAGUGUGUGGGCAUUAUCCUUCUCCAUUACCUCCAAUUGGAAAGCUGGAUCAAGGGCAAAGGACUGGUAAAGUUAGUGAAGAUAGGUCCUCUUUACCAGAUCCAUGGCCUGUUUUAGAAGAGUCAGAAAAAGCAUUUGUCAAAAAUAUUGCCAGCAUGGGUUUCCCUCAGGCACGUGUUAGUAGGGCUGUGCAGAGACUGGGGAUGAAAGACAGUGAGGUCAUGGAAUUCUUAUUGGCUGUAAAUGAAUUGAGUGAAAAGAAAUAUCCUCCAGAUACUGUUGAAGUUGCCCUCGCAUAUAAUAAUAAUGAGAAAGCCAAGGCAGCUGAAUUUCUUGAACUAGUGAAGAAAUACAAAGACUUUGGCUUUAAGGAAGAUAACAUACUGAAUUGCCUGCAAGCUGCUAAUAAUGAUGAAGAAAAAGCUUUGGAAUAUCUUAUUAGUCUUGGGUCCACAUAGCACAAAUCAAUUUUACUGAAAGUUCAAGUCUAAUGUAAGAUAUGAGUCAAUUCUUAAUUGUAUUUAAAGUUUAAUGCAGAGUUGACUUUUGUGUUUAGUUAUUUUGGUAUUUUCUCAAUACAUGUAGUUAUUUACCCUAAGCCAGAUUCCACAGUUAUUAUGAAAGCAAACUGACAAAAGCUCUUGGUCCAGUUGUUCAAAUGGAUAAGGCUACCUAACUGGUAAAUCACUCUCCAGUGGGUAAGUGUCCCCUAAACCUACUUGUUGCAUUGUCCUAUUAUUUGGCCCUGGUCUUGACCAAGUCAAACCUCACUGUCAGUUGGUUGACUACUGUUUGACUGAUUAAUGACCAUUUAGCAAAUCAUGUGUUGGCUUCGGAAGCCUGUCAUACACAUGAUCAUUACCCUGUCCAUCCAUCAAUUGAUUGAUGAACAUUCAGUUGUAAUAUUAUUGUUUAUUUUUCUCUUAGUUGAAAGCAAGAGUAACAUGAUAUUUUUUCCUUUAAGGUUCCCUUGCUGGAAUGGUCUACAGACUAUUGCUAAGGAGGAACAUCGCUGCAAUAGCUAAAUUCUUUAAGAACUAACUGUUAAUACUAAAACAAAAUUGAGUGAAAGUUCUAGUGUACAUGAAGAUGAUUAUUUAUCAUCCUUGAAUUGCUAGUCUGCUAUUCACCUUCAUGACUGGGCAAGACUACAUGUACUGUUUAUGUAAAUAAUCUUCUAGCAAUUAAUGAUUUGAGAAAUACAGUAAAUGAGUUUGUCAAGUUAUUCACAAGUUAGUCUCUUGGAAUAGGCGACGCAUGCUAGACCAGUCAAAUUUAUUUGAAUCCCCACCAGUUGCUCAAUAUCAGUAAUUGUUCAUGGGCAUCUUGUCAGGCAUUAAAGCUGCUUUUGAUCCAAAUGCAGAUCACCAUGAUUCCUACAUUUUUAGAAUCAUACCUUUUAAGUCUGUCAAAAACUAGUUUAAAAUAAAACUGCAUUCUAAACUAUCCUCAAAUUAGCCAACCGUGUUAUUUGAUCAUUGAUUUGUGCGAACAGUGUCAAGAAGGUUUAUGGCUAGCAAUGGGAAAUAUGGAUUUUCUCGACACAAUGUACGUAGGCAGAAAUGUCAAGGUCUACGAUUUAGUUAGUUUAGACUUUAUCUUCAUCUAAACAGUCCUGAGGUAUCGUUGUUUACAUAAAUUUGAUUCCAGCCAGAGAGCUGAAUGAAAAUUUUUGACAUUUUUGUGGGGCUGGUUUGAGUUAACUUAAAGUGCAUGUUAACCAACUGGACACGCCGCACGAUGGCUGAGAUGCUUUUUUUUCAGUAAUGGGUCGCAACAACAAGAACCAUUAAUGUGGUGUACAGUUUUUGUAACUGCUUGGGCUAUUUAUUAUUUACGAAGACGCUUACCGUUAAAAGGAAAGUAACGCAUACAUGGGCGAUGAAGGUUGGGUACAUCCUUUCACACUAACUGCAGCUUUUAUUUAGAUUUCUCUCUAUUACGUAAAGUUUUUGUAUGUUCAAGUACACUAGUUCUAUCUUUUUUUCUAGCGUAGAUGUUUUACUUUUUAUUCCGAAAUAAUGUACAAUGCACAGGCCGUAGUUGUAAAACUUGCUCAGAAGGCUAAAACUUGCUCAGAAGGCUAUUACUUGUAAUUCAAUGUGUUCACCCUUUCUUCUCAAAAAGUUUCCUGAAUUAAAAUAUAUGGCUGAGAAAUUACAAAAGAAAAACAAACAAAUCAUCUCAAAAGAUAAAGUAAUGAAGCGUUUUCUCUGUAUCUUAACUCACUUGUGGUGCUGCUUAGUGACGUCGACGGCGGCCUACCGUAACUCUACGUCUUGGCUGUAAUUGCAAAUGGAUUGCAAGACAUAUUUACGUUAAGCAAGCAAUUUUGUUCUCUACCGGUGAAAGCUUUCUCUUUAGUUGUCUCGAGACGCUUCCGUUCAGACCGACGCGUGAAUGACACAGCUAGAGGAGUUGGAGUAAAAGAAUAAAACACUGAGAAUA
Molecule: messenger RNA, 3847 nt
Organism: Stylophora pistillata
Lineage: Eukaryota; Metazoa; Cnidaria; Anthozoa; Scleractinia; Pocilloporidae
Biological process (GO): ubiquitin-dependent protein catabolic process via the multivesicular body sorting pathway
Cellular component (GO): ESCRT I complex
Molecular function (GO): ubiquitin binding
Source: RefSeq, a predicted model, not a curated record